This is a messenger RNA of Talaromyces proteolyticus, 1176 nucleotides long. RefSeq names its product putative SIR2 family histone deacetylase. The coding region runs from base 1 to 1176 and encodes 391 amino acids. The record is from RefSeq and is a predicted model, not a curated record. NCBI's taxonomy places the organism in Eukaryota, Fungi, Ascomycota, Eurotiomycetes, Eurotiales, Trichocomaceae. Gene Ontology annotation, molecular function: histone deacetylase activity, NAD-dependent; NAD+ binding. The transcript has 2 exons.
AUGGGCAACGAAGCUUCUACACUGAUAGAUGAGAGCACACCUCCCUCGACGUUGAAGCGGCGCGACUUGGAGUCUGUGGCGAACCACAUUCUGAAGAAAAAUGUCAGGAGGAUAGUGGUGCUGACUGGGGCGGGGAUUAGUACAUCUGCUGGAAUACCCGAUUUCAGAUCGCCAGAUACGGGCAUCUACUCAAACCUGGCGCAUCUAGACCUACCCGAUCCCGAAGCCGUGUUCAGUAUUAAUUUCUUUCGAGAAAACCCAGUACCGUUCUAUACCCUUGCCAAAGAGCUCUAUCCAGGCAAGUAUCGACCGACCAUUGCUCACUCGUUUAUCACGCUACUACAUAAAAAAGGCCUCCUUUUGAAACUGUUCACACAGAAUAUCGACUGCUUGGAACGGGCGGCGGGUGUCCCGGGGGAUAUGAUUGUUGAGGCUCACGGAAGCUUCGCUUCUCAGCGCUGCAUCGACUGCAAGACCGAAUAUCCGGAUGAUCUCAUCAGAGAGGCCGUGGAAAAGGGCAAUGUUCCACACUGCCUAGUGCCUCAAUGCAAUGGGCUUGUCAAGCCUGAUAUCGUCUUUUUCGGCGAAGCGCUUCCUGAGGCAUUCUUCCACAACCGCGAACUCCCCGCAACCGCUGACUUGUGCAUCGUCAUGGGUACCAGUCUGACGGUCCAGCCAUUUGCAAGUCUACCAAGCUUUUGUCGCGAUGAGACACCUCGUUUGCUGAUCAACAUGGAGCGGGUGGGAGGUCUUGGAUCCCGUGCUGAUGAUGUGCUACUUCUCGGUGACUGUGAUGCCGGCGUACGCAAACUAGCACAGGCUCUUGGGUGGUCAGACGAACUAGAAGCUCUUUGGGAGGAAACCAAUCCAGAUAAGGGGGCAAGAGAGCGAGAAACAGAGCCAGAGAAGACACGAGAUGAGCUACUCCAUGACGAGGUUGAACGUCUGACUGCAGAUGUUGACCGGGCUCUGCAUAUAUCGAAUAGCCACCAGGACCGCGUUCACAAGCAAUUGGCCGUGCAAAAGGCAGGGGACGAUAGUAAGACACAGGCUGAGUCAGAGGAGACAUCGGGUGAGAAAAAAGAAGGGAAUGAGAUCCUCUCCAGUUACAGAAGCGGUGGAGACAAUGGACUAGGCCAUGUCUUUCCGCAUCUGGAUAAGAAACCGGCUCUGUGA